Messenger RNA from Labrus mixtus (cuckoo wrasse), 1369 nucleotides. It is a transcript of the gene tmem53, whose product is annotated as transmembrane protein 53. Lineage: Eukaryota; Metazoa; Chordata; Actinopteri; Labriformes; Labridae. The record is from RefSeq and is a predicted model, not a curated record. The transcript is spliced from 3 exons. The coding region runs from base 184 to 1044 and encodes 286 amino acids.
AAAAAACCGUAGAAGAAGAUGUUUAGAAGAGGCAGUUAAGUGACAGUCCACCGACCUGUCUGCUUGUGUGCUUCAGGUGUUAAAUUCAUCGCUUUGAGGCUCUUCUUUCAUCAUUUUCACAACAGCCAAAUGAAAAAAACUAACAACGUUACGUAACAACAGCUGAUACCCGAGAAAACAGAAAUGGCAGACGAAGAAAUAGACUACAACAUCGUGUUUCCAGACGCAGGGACGUCGGAGAGACACUGGCAGGGGACAAAGGAGCCUGUUGUGAUCCUGCUGGGUUGGGCUGGCUGCAAAGACAAACACCUUUCCAAAUACAGCUCCAUCUACAACGAACAGGGAUGUGUGACCAUUCGUUACACAGCUCCCCUGAAGACAGUCUUCAUUUCCGAGUCGUUUGGCUACAAGGAGCUGAGCAGCACUGCGCUGAAGCUGCUGGAGAUCCUCUAUGACUAUGAGGUGGAGAACAGUCCUAUUUUCUUUCACAUAUUCAGUAACGGGGGCUUCAUGCUGUACCGUUACAUUAUAGAGUUGUUGCACAAUGAUAAACAGUUCAGCUCCUUGUGUGUGGUCGGGGCCGUGGUGGACAGCGCCCCCGGUAGUGGGAAUGUCCGCGGGGCCCUGCGUGCACUCAGAGCCACUCUAGGGCCAAAAAUAAGUCCUGUUUUAAGGUACGUCCUCCUAGCUCUUUUCGCGGUGACUGUUUUCCUCUUGCGUAUCAUUCUGUACCCUUUGACCAAGUACAUCCACAAGAACCACUACGACGCCGUGCAGGAGAGGCCGCCAGCCUGGCCUCAUAUCGUCCUGUACUCCAGAGCCGACCAGGUGAUUAGACACGUGGACAUCGAGGUAUUUGUGCAGACCCUGAAGCAAAAAGGGGUUCCCAUGGACAGUUUUGAUUUUCUUUCAAGUCCCCAUGUCGGUCAUUUCCGGGAGUUCCCUGAGCAGUAUUCUCUGAAGUGUCGUGAUUUCCUGGUUGCCUGCAUGAAGGACUCGGAAGGGACCGAGAUAAAAAAGAGACAGAGGGUUCAGAAUCAAUGAAACAUGGAGAGAAAUGUAUUUUGUUUUCCCCCUGAAGCCUUCGUUACCACUGGAUUCUUAAUGGAGGGGAAGGAAAACCAACAAACUCAUUUUUCAUCAUAGUCUUAAAAAUCGGUUAAAUAACCAGGCAGAAAAUCUCUGGAAGACAGAUGGAGCUUGUGCUAGACUAGUUCAAGAUCUUAGCAAUGUUUUUCCCGUCUUGGAUGCACAUAAUUCAUAGUAUUUACACGCCAGCCAUUUUCCUUGAAGUCAAGCUCAAGGUGGGAUGUGCUGUUAUGAAGAUGUUCUGCUGUGUUCAAAGUUGAAAUCUCACACAUUGUUUUUA